CCCCCGCCUUGCCACUUCCCGGGCGCCGGACCCUCCUCCAAGGCCUCAGCAUGGACGCCGAGGAGGAGGACCUGUGCCUGCUCACCGCCCUGCUGGAGGAGAGCGAGGCGGCCGCGGUCGGGGGUCCCCACGGCGGCCCGGACACCUUCGACGAGCUCUUCGACGCGGACGGGGAUGGGGAGUCCUACACGGAGGGCGAGGAGGGCGAGGAGGUGGGCACCCUCGAAGACCAGAAGGAGAACGUGGCCGCCCUGUUUGGGGACGUGGGCGACUUAACGGACGAAGAGGAAGGCGCCCCUCCGCAGCCGGACGCUCCUGGUCCCGGGAAAACCCAUCAGGAGCUGCAAGAUGAACUCAGGAAGCUGCAGGAGCAGAUGAAGGCUUUGCAGGCGCAGCUGCAGAUGGCCUCCCUCGCCACGCCUGCGCGCCCACUCCCGCCCGGCGCCCGGGCCCCUCGCCCCCCUCUCAAGGAGAAGAGGCCUCGGAGAAUCCAGGAGUCCGCCUGCUUUUCUGCUGAGCUUGAUGUCCCGGCUCCGCCCAGGGCUAAGCGAGUGGCUCGGACCCCAAAGGUGGACCCCAAAACUCCCACCGAGCCCAAAAGCCCGCCUCUGGCGCCCACCGCGGCACCUGCCCGGCCGCUGCAGAGCACACCUGGGAACGAGCCCGGCCGAGGGGCGCGGGGGCAGCGGACGGAGGCGCCCGGGAGCCCCGGGGCCGCAGCCGAGCCCGUGUCUGUGGAGGCCUUCUCCGGCCUGCGGCUCAGGCGGCCUCGCGUGUCCUCCACGGAAAUGAACAAGAAGAUGGUUGGCCGGAAGCUGGUCCGCCUGUCCCAGCUCCAGGAGAAGCUGGCCAGCGAGAAGCUCGACGAGAUCGACUGGGUGACCUUCGGGGUGAUCCUGAAGAAGGUCACCCCCCAGAGCUGCAACAGCGGGAAAACCUUCAGCAUCUGGCACCUGAACGACCUCCGUGACCUGACACGGCACGUGUCCCUCUUCCUGUUCGGGGACGUGCACAGGCAGCUCUGGAAGACGGCCCAGGGCAGCGUCGUCGGGCUGCUCAAUGCCAACCUCAUGAAGCCCCGGGACGGCUCCGAGGAGGUGUGCCUGAGCAUCGACCAUCCGCAGAAGGUCCUGGUCAUGGGGGAGGCGCUGGACCUGGGCACCUGCCGGGCAAAGAAGAAGAACGGGGAGCCGUGUACCCAGACGGUCAACCUGAGGGACUGCGAGUACUGCCAGUACCACAUCCAGGCCCAGUACAGGCGGUUGAGCGCCAAGCGCCCGGACCUGCAGUCCAGCUUCUCCGGCGGGCGCGUCCCCAAGAAGUUCGCGCGCAGGGGCGCCAGCCUCAAGGAGCGGCUGUGCCAGGACGGCUUCUACUACGGGGGCGUGUCCUCCGCCUCCUACGCGGCCUCCCUAGCCCCCAAGAAGAAGAUCCAGACCACGCUGAGCCACCUGGUGGUGAGGGGCUCGGACCAGGUCCUCCAGGAGACGCAGCGGAAGCUGGGAGUGCCCCAGAAGAGCUUGUCGUGCUCGGAGGAGUUCAAGGAGCUGAUGGACCUGCCCACGUUUGGCGCCCGGAACCUGAAGCAGCAUUUGGCAAAGGCCACGUCAGGGGCCACGGGGCUCCCGAGAUCGGCCGUCCAGUCCAUCUCGGCCUCGGCCCUGCUGAAGCAGCAGAAGCAGCAGAUGUUGGAGAUGAGGAGGAAGAGGGCCGAAGAGGCUCAGAAACGCUCCCUCCAGAGCGCGGGCCGACUGCAGGACCCGGCUGUGCCACCCCCGCCAGGGACGCCGCACGCGGGGCCGCAGCUGCCCCGGCUGGGACGAGGCAUCGCAGAGGGGGACGACGUUCUCUUUUACGACGAGUCGCCGCCGCCCAGACCCCAGCUGGGCGCGUUGGCCGAGGCCAGGAAGCUCGCGGCCAUUACCAAGUUGCGGGCCAAAGGCCAGAUCCUCACCAGAACCAACCCGAACACCAUCAAGAAGACGCCGAAGGACCCCCGGGCUGUCCUCGAGGUGAAGGGCCGUGUGGAAAAGAGCGUCUCGGGCGCCGCGCCAGCCGAGGAGGACUCGGAGCCCGCCAGGAAGAGGAGGAGGGAGCAGCAGGCCUACCUGGAGUCCGAGGAGUUCCAGAAGAUCCUAAAGGCCAAGUCGAGGCACACGGGGAUCGUGAAGGAGGCCGAGGCCGAGCUGCAGGAGCGCUACUUCGAGCCGCUGGUGAAAAAGGAGCAGCUGGAGGAAAAGAUGCGCAGCGUGCGUGCCGUCAAGUGCCGCGUGGUGACGUGCCGCACGUGCGCCUACACCCACUUCCAGCCGCGGGAGACCUGCGUCAGCGAGCAGCACGACCUGCGCUGGCACGAGGCCGUGAAGAGCUUCUUCCGGUGCCCCUGCGGGAACAGGACCAUCUCUCUGGACCGGCUGCCCAGGACGCACUGCAGCACCUGUGGCCUCUUCAAGUGGGAGCGGGACGGGAUGCUGAAGGAGAAGACAGGCCCGAAGAUCGGCGCGGAGACCCUGCUGCCCAGGGGCGAGGAGCACGCCAAGUUCCUCAACAGCCUCAAGUAGCCGCGGGCCCGGCCGUGCCCCUCCCCAAGGCCGUGUGGCUCUGGAGUGCGCGUGGCGCUGUCCCCGGGGCUCUACCCGGGGUUCUCUGGCCCACCUGCUCCCCCAGGAACACCCAGAGCGCCCUGCAGCCUCUUGCUUCCCCAUCCUGCUCAGCCUUCGC
Sorex araneus (European shrew) is the source of this 2721-nucleotide messenger RNA. It is a transcript of the gene MCM10, whose product is annotated as minichromosome maintenance 10 replication initiation factor. The record is from RefSeq and is a predicted model, not a curated record. Bases 51 to 2561 code for a protein of 836 amino acids. Gene Ontology annotation, molecular function: single-stranded DNA binding; DNA replication origin binding. Lineage: Eukaryota; Metazoa; Chordata; Mammalia; Eulipotyphla; Soricidae. Gene Ontology annotation, biological process: DNA replication initiation; DNA replication. Gene Ontology annotation, cellular component: replication fork protection complex; nucleus. The transcript is spliced from 19 exons.